UGUGGUGAUACGUGUUGACAUAAAAUUGUAUGGGAUAUCAAGUGAUAUCGCACAUGAUAUCAUCGAAUAUCAAGUUUAUCUGUAUAUCACUUGAUAUCAGCGCUAAUGUGAACAUACUAUUAUACGAUGCAUACGAUUCAUAUGACGAAUCUAAUGGAUAUAAAAAAUAUUUUUAUUUCAGUGUUGAACGUUCGUGUACGAACCUCGUAUGUCAAAAGCAAGCAAAAUACAACUACAAAAAGCAUCAAACCGAUUUAGAGCGAAAAGCAAAUGUUUAUCUUAUAUAUUGACUGAAAUCACACUAAGGUGAGUCAAUUAUAAUGUUCUGUCGUAGUUGCUGUUCUUGAUUUUUGUAGCUUAUAUACUUAACCACUUUUUUUUAUUGUUAGUAAAAUGGAAUGCAGCUUCGAACGAGAUGGGAUACAAAAAGAGGAAGAAUCAGAAAACAGUCCUGAAGCCUUUUUCUUAUCGUCCGCUCCAACAAUCGAUUCCCCAAUAAAACUAGAAUAUCAGAUUUGUGAUGAGGAAAUAACACAGAAAAGUGAUCUUCAUAAAGACGUUUCAGUACCUAAAGGGAAACCGGUUUAUAGUUGCGAACUUUGCGGGGAACAAUUUUCAAUGAAGAAAGUCCUGAACAAGCACAUGAUCGUUCAUACUGAAAACCAACAAUUUAAAUGUGAUGUGUGUGGUAAAGAUUUCCGGUAUUAUCAGCAACUGAAGGACCACGCAAAUAUUCACAAAGGAGAGCGUCCGUACAAUUGCACUGAAUGCGAAAAAAACUUCUCGUCUAAAAUGAUGCUUGUUCAACACAUGCACACUCACACAAGCCAGCGUACGUACAAAUGCACUGUAUGCGGAAAGGACUUUCAUCAUAAAACGAAUCGUUCUGUACACAUGAAACUUCACACAAGCGAGCGACCACACAAAUGCACCGUAUGCGGGAAAGAGUUCGCCAUUAGGACUUACCUAACUAAACACAUGCGCUUUCACACGGAUGAUUAUAAGCAUGAGUGUGACGUGUGUGGCAAAGGAUUUGUGGACAGAACACUCUUGAAAGAUCAUCAACGUCUCCAUACAGGAGAGCGACCGUUCAAAUGCACCGUAUGUGGAAAAGAUUUUGUAAUUAAGGGUUCUUUAACUAAUCACAUGUCUAUUCACCAAAGUGAGAACAAACAUAAAUGCGAAGUGUGUGGCAAAGCAUUUAAUGAUCGUUCUAACCUCACGAGACACAAAAGUAUUCAUACGAACGAGAAGUUUAAAUGCAGCAUAUGCGAGAAAGAUUAUAGUACUAAAUAUGAACUCAGCAGACACAUGAAAAUUCAUGUAGAUGGUUACAAGCAUAAGUGUGAUGUAUGCGGCAAAGGAUUCACCUGCAAAUCACUUUUGAAAGACCACGAAUUUAGUCACACUGGUGAACGGCCUUACAAAUGCACUGUAUGUGGGAAAGAUUUUCAAGGUAAACUAAAUCUUACUCUACACAUGCGCCACCACGCAAGCGAGCGACCGUACAAAUGCGCCGUAUGUGGAAAAGAUUUUGUCAUUGGGGCUUACCUAACUAAACACAUGCUUACUCACACGGAUGAUUAUAUGCAUGAGUGUGAUGUGUGUGGCAAAGGAUUCAUCUCCAAAUCAUUUUUGAAAGACCACAAACACAGUCAUACAGGCGAACGACCGUACAAAUGCGCCGUAUGUGGAAAAGAUUUUCAAGGUAAACAAAAUCUUAAUCAACACAUGCGCCACCACGCAAGCGAGCGACCUUACAAAUGCGCCGUAUGUGGAAAAGAUUUUGUCAUUCAGUCUUUCCUAUCCAAACAUAUGUCUGUUCAUGAAUAUGGCUACAAACAUAACUGUGAUAUAUGCGGCAAAGGAUUCGUGACCAGAUUACUCUUGAAAGAACACAAAAACAGUCAUACAGGAGAGCGACCUUACAAAUGCACUGUAUGUGGAAAAGAUUUUCAAGCUAAACGAAAUCUCACUCAACACACCCGCCGUCACACAAGCGAACGACCUUACAAAUGCGCCGUAUGUGGAGAAGAUUUUGCGACCAAGUCUUAUCUGUUAAUGCACAGGUUAAUUCACGACCACAUGCUUCGCCACACGGCAUCAGUGUGACGUAUAUGGCCAGGGGUGGAAUCAUGUAAGGUGAUAAGUGACUAUCACCUCCUGGUGAUAAAGAGGUGAUCACCAGAAUGUUUGGAAUCACCGAAGGUGAUCACUUUUACUAUCGCCAUCACCGGUGAUUGAGCCAACUUCACUCCAUUCAUCACCUUUCAAGAAACGUCAAUUUUUCAGGAGUAACAUAUGAAAGUGGCGUAUACCCAUAUAAUAUUUUAAAAUUAAAUUUUUAUUUCUAUAGUAUUCAAUCUUUUUCAUUAAUUCGAGCCAUGUUUAUUAAUGAUGAUUUGUAUGGAUCGAAUAGUAACUUAGAGUUGACCGUGUUAACGACCUUGGUGUUGUAUUGGAUGCAAAACUCACAUUUAAUCAGCAUCGUUCUGCUUUAAUAUCUAAGGCAACGAAACAACUCGGAUUUGUAGCUAAAAUCAGCAGAGAUUUCAAGGAUCCACAUUGUUCGAAGGCGUUAUACUGUUCCUUAGUGCGACCAUUGCUGGAAAAUGGCAGUUUGGUAUGGAGUCGAUAUCAACUCGUUUGGAACUUGCGGAUUGAGCGUGUUCAGAAAAGAUUUAUUCGGCUUGCGCUAAGGGAUCUUCCCUGGCGAAAUCCCUUGGAUCUGCCACCGUACCCUGAUCGAUGUCGCCUGUUAGGUCUUGACACCCUGGAACGACGAAGGAAGAUUCAACAUCAACGAUACGAUCAACGAAGAUUCCAUCGGACAUCGUUUAGAGCCAACGAACCUAUUGCAACGUGUGUUCGAACUUUCUCCCUAGUUUGUUCAGAAAGUGUCGCAAUUCUCGAUUUUAUAACUUGACCUUAUAUUCAUUAAGACUUUUAUUGUCAGAUGGAACAAGCGAACAAAUAAACAAAUAAUGUAAAAAUGAUAAUUUAAAUCAGUGGAGCAGCGUUGCCAGAUCAUUUUUCCGACAAUCUAAAUCCGGCACAAAAAUGUAUCUGUACUGUAUCAGAAUCUCUGCUACAUAAGUACCAGGAAGAGAUAAAAAAUCGGUAUAUCUAGCAACGUUACUGUGGAGUUCGAUGUGUAC
Molecule: messenger RNA, 3158 nt
Organism: Malaya genurostris
Lineage: Eukaryota; Metazoa; Arthropoda; Insecta; Diptera; Culicidae
Product: zinc finger protein 728-like
Exons: 1
Coding region: 394-2112 (572 amino acids)
Biological process (GO): regulation of transcription by RNA polymerase II
Cellular component (GO): nucleus
Molecular function (GO): DNA-binding transcription activator activity, RNA polymerase II-specific; RNA polymerase II cis-regulatory region sequence-specific DNA binding
Source: RefSeq, a predicted model, not a curated record